Molecule: messenger RNA, 1650 nt
Organism: Nematolebias whitei (Rio pearlfish)
Lineage: Eukaryota; Metazoa; Chordata; Actinopteri; Cyprinodontiformes; Rivulidae
Gene: tmem39a
Product: transmembrane protein 39A
Exons: 8
Coding region: 45-1511 (488 amino acids)
Biological process (GO): negative regulation of autophagosome maturation; negative regulation of autophagosome assembly
Cellular component (GO): endoplasmic reticulum membrane
Source: RefSeq, a predicted model, not a curated record
UGCAGUGCAUGGUGGCUGUCUGAGAAGAACGCUAACUGGCGACCAUGCCAGGAGGUCGCAGGGGUCCCAGCAGACAGCAGCUAAGUCGCUCCUCUCUGCCGUCCCUGCAGACUCUGGUCGGAGGCAGCGUGAGCAAUGGAACGGGGCUCCGGAACAGGAGCAGUAACUCUGUGGGUCUGUCCGCCCCGCCGCUCUCUGCUCUCAUCACCCCGGAGCCGGUCCGUCACUCCAGGAUCCCCGAGCUGCCGUCAGACAGCUGCGUUCUGUUCGAGUUCCUGCUCUUUCUUUAUCUGUUGGUCGCCUUGUUCGUCCAGUACAUCAACAUCUACAGGACGGUGUGGUGGUACCCGUACAGCCACCCUGCUGCCUCUACCUCGCUGAACUUCCAUCUGAUGGACUACCACCUGGCCAUCUUCAUCACUGUCAUGUUGGCCCGGAGGCUCGUUUGGACCAUAGUCUCAGAGGUGUCUCAGAGCGGCGGAGGGUCCCUGCUCCGCUACGUGGUUCUGAUCGCAGCUCGGCUCAGCCUGCUGACCCUGUGUGGCUGGGUGCUCUGCUGGUCACUGGUCAACCUGUGCCGGAACCACUCUGUGCUCAACCUCCUCUUCCUGGGAUACCCGUUCGGCGUGUACGUCCCGCUCUGCUGCUUCCACCAGGAGGGCGGCAAAAGCCCAGCGGCGGUGUCCGACUGCGAUUAUCCGGCAGAACACCAACAGGCUGAACUGACGGAGUCGCAGCUGUUCCGGCCGCGAGACUUCCUCUUCCUUUUACGAGAGAACCUGAGGGAGCAGUUCUCCAGCCCCCCCCACAUGCCCACUCACACGUGCCCCGACACCCCCGAGCUCAUCCGAGCCGAGGUGGAGGAGCUGAAGAGCGACUUCAACCGGAGGAUCAAGGAGGUUCUGUUCAACUCUCUGUUCAGCGCGUACUACGUGGCCUUCCUCCCGCUCUGCUUCGUUAAGAGCACUCAGUACUACGACAUGCGCUGGUCCUGUGAGCACCUGAUCAUCGUGUGGAUCAACGCCUUCGUGAUGCUCAUGAGUCAGCUGCUGCCUCCUACGUACUGCGACCUGUUGCAUCGCUCGGCGGCUCACCUGGGCCGCUGGCAGAAACUAGAGCACGGCUCAUACAGCAACGCACCUCAGCAUGUGUGGUCAGAAAGCACCGUCUGGCCUCAGGGGGUGUUGGUACGACACAGUCGAUGUCUCUACAAAGCAGUUGGACCGUUUAACGUCGCUCUGCCCUCCGAUGUGUCGCAUGCAAGGUUUUACUUCCUGUUCCACAAGCCGCUGCGGUUCCUGAACCUGCUGAUCGGGAUCGAGUCCAGUGUGGUUCUGUACCAGCUGUACUCCCUGCUGCGCUCCGAGCGCUGGAACCACACGCUGUCGCUGGGCCUGAUCCUCUUCUGCAACUAUUACGUGCUCUUCAAGCUGCUUCGGGACCGCAUCGUGCUGGGCCGGGCCUACUCCUGCCCCCUGGCCUCCAACAGCUCGGGGUUCAAGUCGCAGUGAAGGACCUGCAGACCUGGACCGGACCGGGGGGGUGGAAAGAGACUGUGGACUCAUUUUGUGUUUUGAUACGGUUCUAUUUUUAAUGCAAUGUUUAUAUUGACCUAUUUAAAAGAAUAUUUUAUUUUGUAUACCGUUUUUG